AUGAUUCAGCAUCCUGACAGUAGGUACAUUGAUCUUGUCAAAGUUGAAAUCAGAGAUCAACCAACCCACUGUGCUUUUGUAGAAGCAGAGACUAAUGGAAAACCUUGGUACGUUGACAUCAAAAUGUACUUGGAGAAAGGAGAAUAUCUUGAAAGAAUCACCAUCAAUCAGAAGAAGACCAUCAGGAAGUUGGCGAAUGGUUUCUUCAGCAACAAGAAUGUUCUGUACAAAAGAACCCCAGAUUUGGGAUUGCUUAGUUGCAUUGACUCCAUCGAAGCCACAAGAUUGAUUGAAGAAGUGCAUGCUGAAACCUGCGGGCCUCAAAUGAAUGGGUUCAUGCUAGUAAAGAAAAUAUUAAGAGCAGGUUAUUACUGGAUGACCAUGGAGAACGAUUGUAGAAAAUUCGUCCAGAAAUGCCACAAGUGUCAAAUUCAUGGAGACUUGAUAAAGGUGCCUCCAAUAGAACAGAAUGCUAUGACAUCGCCUUGGCCAUUCGCCGCUUGGGGCAUGGAUGUCAUUGGACCAAUUGAGCCAGCUACGUUAAACAAGCACUGUUUUAUUUUUGUCGUCAUAGACUACUUCAUGAAGUGGGUGGAAGCAACAUCUUUCACAUUAGUAACAAAGAAGGUAGUAGUGGAUUUCGUGCGCAACAACAUCAUAUGUCGAUUCGGCAUCCCACAAUCGAUCAUAACAGAUAAUGGGGCUAAUCUGAAUAGCCACUUGAUGAAUGAAAUGUGUACGCAAUUCCGAAUCACCCACCAGCAUUCGACCGCAUACUGGCCACAAAUGAAUGGAGCUCUGGAAGACGCCAACAGAAACAUCAAGAAGAUCCUAAGAAAGAUGAUUUACAACUACAAAGACUGGCAUGAGAAAUUGCCCUAUGCAUUACUGGGAUAUUGCACUACUGCCAGGACUUUAAUUGGGGCCACCCCGUACCUGUUGGUGUAUGGUAUUGAAGCAGUAAUAUCAGCUGAAGUAGAACUCUCUUCACUUCGAAUCAUACAAGAGGCUGAAUUGGACGAUGCGGAAUGGAUCCGCAGAAGGUAUGAACAACUAGCUUUGAUAGAUGAAAAACAAAUGAUUGUUGUUUGCCAUGGUCAAUUGUAG
Lycium barbarum (goji berry) is the source of this 1107-nucleotide messenger RNA. RefSeq lists its product as uncharacterized. NCBI's taxonomy places the organism in Eukaryota, Viridiplantae, Streptophyta, Magnoliopsida, Solanales, Solanaceae. Gene Ontology annotation, molecular function: nucleic acid binding. Gene Ontology annotation, biological process: DNA integration. The transcript is spliced from 2 exons. The coding region runs from base 1 to 1107 and encodes 368 amino acids. The record is from RefSeq and is a predicted model, not a curated record.